Molecule: messenger RNA, 1623 nt
Organism: Saccostrea cuccullata (small rock oyster)
Lineage: Eukaryota; Metazoa; Mollusca; Bivalvia; Ostreida; Ostreidae
Exons: 1
Molecular function (GO): zinc ion binding
Source: RefSeq, a predicted model, not a curated record
AUGGAUCAAGUACCGGAUACAGCCCAACACUUUAUCGAGUGUGACACAGAAUCCUGUAGGAACUUCUCUGAGUAUUACUGCAAUGCCUGUCACCAGCGAAUCUGUGAUCAAUGCAAGCAGCGUCAUCUAGAGCAGAAUAGUGGACAUGAUAUUGUCCUCUAUCGAGAGAGAAAAAGGAAACUUCCUUCAGAGAAAUGCAGAAUCCAUCCCACACAAGACAUAGAUGUCCACUGUGAUGUUUGCCAGGUUCCUGUCUGUUCUUCAUGCUUUUCCCAACAUCACAGUGAUCAUAAUAAAAGUGACCUUGAAACAAUCUACAAUGACAUUGUACAGCAAUGUCAGAAGGAAAUAACUGAAAUCUGGAAAAAAAUCAUUCCUGGGGCUGAAUACACUGCUGAAUUAAUUGGAGAGAAGAGAGAAUGUGCUAAAAAAGAAAUUGCAAAGAUAAGAGUUUCCAUGAAGAAGAGAGCAGAUGAACUGAAGGAGACUGUUGACAGUAUACUAAGUGAUCAUAACAAAAAACUGGAUGAAAUUGAGAACUCUGUCCUGAAUGAUAUUGUGAAGCAACAGAAGAAAACAAAGGACUACAUUGAUUACUUGGAAAAAAUGAUUGUAGAAUAUGAGAGUAAAUUGUCAUCCAUAAAAUAUACUGAACUCAUGAAGCUCCAUUUAGAUAUUUCAUUAGCUACACUGAAAAUGCCUACCAAAUCUGAACCCAAACUGCCAAUUUUAACAUUAGGUACACUAAAUAAAGAAGAAAUAGCCAAACAUUUUGGUGAAAUAGAACUAAAUUCAUCUGAAAAGUUUACACUUUUCUCUGUCACAAAAGUAAGUGAAAAAACUAUCCAAGAAGAAGGAAUGUCUCAUUUGUCUCUCUUACCCCCAAACAAAUUUUGGGCCAAUGGAAGGUCAGGGGAUGAUCUCAUUCAGUAUGAUAUAGAAGGAAACAUCUUACAGAAAAUAUCCACCAGUAUGAUUUAUAUGCAAGGUACCCACACAGUCACAACAGAGGGAGACCUUCUUUACACUGAUUUCAAUAAAAACACUGUCUACAGAGUGACUAGUGACAAGUCCAUCAACAAACUUUUUGAGACAGGGAGCUGGAGACCAGGAGCCAUCUACUCCUCUCACAUCAACGGACACAUACUGGUUUGGAUGUGCACAAAUUCAGACCAGAAACUAACCAGAUACAACAGAGAAGGAAGGAAGCUACAGGACAUACAGUCCUGGGAUAAUCAAGGAAAUACUCUUUAUCAUGGUGUUCACUUUGUCACAGAGAACAUUAAUGGUGACAUCUGUACAUCAGACUUUAAAGCUAGUAAGGUUGUGGUUGUGACUGCAUCAGGAGAGUACCGCUUCUCUUACUCUGGUCAGGAGUCUCAGACUGGAUUUAUUCCCUAUGGAAUCUGUACAGAUGUCCUGGGACAUAUUUUAGUGUGUAAUAACUAUUUUACAUUUAAUGAGAACUGCUUUAGUGUCCAUCUGCUGGACAUUAAUGGUCAGUUCCUGUGUAUCCUACUCCCACCAGAACAAUGUCCUCCAUUUCCCAGUGCUAUCUGUAUUGACGAUCAACACAAUCUCUGGAUUGGGGGGAUGGGAACGUCCAACUGUCUCUGUGUACAA